Molecule: messenger RNA, 2751 nt
Organism: Phyllostomus hastatus (greater spear-nosed bat)
Lineage: Eukaryota; Metazoa; Chordata; Mammalia; Chiroptera; Phyllostomidae
Gene: PDGFC
Product: platelet derived growth factor C
Exons: 7
Coding region: 256-1293 (345 amino acids)
Biological process (GO): positive regulation of protein autophosphorylation; platelet-derived growth factor receptor signaling pathway; positive regulation of cell population proliferation
Cellular component (GO): membrane
Molecular function (GO): growth factor activity; platelet-derived growth factor receptor binding
Source: RefSeq, a predicted model, not a curated record
GACGCGGCACCGAGCCCCGUGGUUUGCGCGGAGCCCGAGGCGUGGGGGGAGAGCGCCCGGAGCUACCGGAGUCCCGCCGUGACCCCGACCUGCCGAAUUUCCCUGAGCUCCGAGAAGCGAGGGAAGCACCCCAAACAAGAGCAGGCUCGGAGCUUCCACCCCAGUGCAGCCUUCCCCUGGCGGUGGUGAAAGAGACUCGGGAGUCGCUGCUUCCCAAGUGCCCGCCGUGAGUGAGCUCUCGCCCCAGUCAGCCAAAUGCUCCUCUUCGGGCUUCUCCUGCUGAUAUGUGCCCUGGCCGGCCAGAGACACACGACUCAGGCUGAGUCCAACCUGAGUAGUAAAUUCCAGUUCUCCAACAACAAGGAACAGAACGGAGUACAAGAUCCCCAGCAUGAGAGACUUAUCACUGUGUCUACUAACGGAAGUAUUCACAGCCCAAAGUUUCCUCAUACUUAUCCAAGAAAUAUGGUCUUGGUAUGGAGAUUAGUAGCAGUAGAGGAAAAUGUAUGGAUACAACUUACAUUUGAUGAAAGAUUUGGGCUUGAAGAACCAGAAGAUGACAUAUGCAAGUAUGAUUUUGUAGAAGUUGAGGACCCCAGUGAUGGAACAGUAUUAGGGCGCUGGUGUGGUUCUGGGACUGUACCAGGAAAACAGAUUUCUAAAGGAAAUCAGAUCAGGAUAAGAUUUGUAUCUGAUGAAUAUUUCCCUUCUGAACCGGGGUUCUGCAUCCACUACAACAUUGUCAUGCCGCAAUUCACAGAAGCUGUGAGUCCUUCAGUGUUACCCCCUUCCGCUUUGCCACUGGACCAGCUUAAUAACGCUGUCACUGCCUUUAGUACCUUGGAAGAUCUUAUUCGGUAUCUUGAACCAGAUAGAUGGCAGUUGGACUUAGAAGAUCUAUAUAGGCCAGGUUGGCAACUUCUUGGCAAGGCUUUUGUUUUUGGAAGAAAAUCCAGAGUGGUGGAUCUGAACCUUCUAAAAGAGGAGGUAAGAUUGUACAGCUGCACACCUCGUAACUUCUCGGUGUCCAUAAGGGAAGAACUAAAGAGAACCGAUACUAUUUUCUGGCCAGGUUGUCUCCUGGUGAAACGCUGUGGUGGAAACUGUGCCUGUUGUCUCCACAAUUGCAAUGAGUGUCAAUGUGUCCCAAGCAAAGUUACUAAAAAAUAUCAUGAGGUCCUUCAGCUGAGACCAAAGAUCGGUGUCAGAGGAUUGCAUAAAUCUCUUACCGACGUGGCCCUGGAGCACCAUGAGGAGUGUGACUGUGUGUGCAGAGGGAACACAGGAGGAUAACGCAUCUCCCCACGCAGCCUUCUCCCAGAACAGUCCAGCUCAGCGGCUGCUUCUGUUAGAGAACUGAUGCGUUAUCGCCAUCCGUAAUCUCAGUUGUUUGCUUCAGGGACCUUUCAUCCUUCAGGAUUUACAGUGUGUUCUUAAAGAGGAGACACCAACCGGAUUUAGGAGUUGUGCAACAGCUCUCUUGAGGGGACGCCCAGAUGACAGGAGAAAAGGUCUCUGGGCGUGGAAAAAAUAUUAAAUGUUGUAGAUCACUAGCUAGUUACAGAGUUACCGUGCACUUACUCAGCUAGCUGUGUUCUAUGUUUCAGUUGUCUUGAUAUGACUUAGGUUAAUGUCAGUACAGGAAAACAAAAUGUGUGCAAGUGAGCACGUGAUUCUAUUGCCUUGCUUAUUAACUCUUCAGCUCCAUGUUCUGGGCCUAAAAUCACAGAAAUCUGGAAUUUUUUUCCUUAUAUUCACAUCUAUAAACAAUAGUGUUCUAUGGUCUACAAACUUGGUUUUAAAAAAAGAAACUGUGUUGCUAUAAAUCAAACUUGGGUCAUGCUGAUAAAAAAGACUGGAUUUUCCAUAUUUCUUAUAAAAAUUUCUACCAUUUAGAAGACAAGAACUACAUUCAGAGUUUGGAAGAGACAAACCUGAAAAGAAGAGUGGCCUUAUCUUCACUUUAUAAGUUGGUUUAUGUGUUUUAUUGUGUACAUUUUUAUAUUCUUCUUUUGACAUUAUAACUGUUUGCUUUUCUAAUCUUGUUAAAUAUAUCUAUUUUUACCAAAGGUAUUUAAUAUUCUUUUUUAUGACAACCUAGAUCAACUAUUUUUAGCUUGGCAAAUUUUUCUAAACAGAAUUGGUAUAAGCAGAGGAACACAGAUGAUAUAAAAUAUUGUUGUUCUGACAAAAACACACACAUUUCAUUCUUGUAUGGUGCUAGAGCUUAGAUGAAUCUGCAUUUUUAAAUACUGACAUGGGAAAUAAAUAGAAUUUGGUAAGUGGCAAAGGCUUUUCAAAAUAAAUAAGUUAUCAUAUCCGUGUCCACUCCUGUUAUUGAAGAUGCAAAGAAAAGGUGACGUUCGAGAGAACAGGCGUUCAGACCCAGUCAUUACUAACCCCCAGCCCUUACCGUGCGAAACGUGAGCCUAGCUCAGAGGAACAGGAAGCACCUUGGAAACAGAGACUUGACAGCGUGUGCUCUGCUGUCCUGGAGGAACACAUCCUAUUUAUUGUGAUGUUCUGGUUUUAUUCUCUUCAAAUUCCGUUCCACACACUUGUAUAAAUACAUGGAUAUUUUAAUGUACAGAAGUAUAUCCUUUAACCAAUUCACUUAUUGUACUCUUUGGCAAUUGAAAAGAAAAUCAGUAAAAUUCUUUGCUUGUAAAAUGCUUAAUAUUGUGCCUAGGUUAUGUGGUGGCUAUUUGAAUUAAAAAAUGUAUUAAAUCACCAAAUAAAAGAAUGUGGCUA